Messenger RNA from Sinocyclocheilus rhinocerous, 705 nucleotides. RefSeq names its product extracellular sulfatase Sulf-2-like. The coding region runs from base 1 to 705 and encodes 234 amino acids. NCBI's taxonomy places the organism in Eukaryota, Metazoa, Chordata, Actinopteri, Cypriniformes, Cyprinidae. The transcript is spliced from 7 exons. The record is from RefSeq and is a predicted model, not a curated record.
AUGCGCUUCCCGUUCGCACGUGGAAAGUUGAAGACCAAGAAAAGUUUACCACGUAAUCGUUGGGCACGUUCUGUCUCUUAUCACUUGGACUCAAAUGUCUACACUCUGGACCUGGAGAAAGGCUACCAGCCACUCGACCUCAACACCAGCCUCAUGCUAGGCAGAAAGCAGGCAGUGUAUGGAGAGAAUGUAGAAUAUAGCGGAAUGGGACCCACAGACAACAACUUCAACUCCCUCACGCCACCUGCUGCUCUUAAAGUCACCUACAGAUGCUCAAUACUGAUGAACGACACAGUCAGAUGCGAUGGUGGAUUAUAUAAAUCUCUACAAGCAUGGAAAGAUCACAAACUACACAUUGAGCAUGAGAUUGAGACAUUGCAGACCAAAAUAAAGAAUCUCAGAGAGGUGAAAGGACAUCUAAAGCAGGUUCGACCGAAAGAGUGUGAAUGCAACCAAAACAUGUAUCAACACAACAAUAGGGCACUGUUCAAACUCAAAUCAGGCCGGAUGCAUUCUGUCAAUAGAAAGACCUCCAAAGAUAAGAAACAGUGGCUGAUGAAAGAGCAGAAACGCAGGAAAAAGCUGAGGAAGCUCCUGAAGCGCCUCCAUAAUAAUGACACUUGCAGCAUGCCUGGCCUCACCUGCUUCACCCAUGACAACCAGCACUGGCAGACCGCCCCCUUCUGGACAAUCAUGCAAUUCUGA